AUGACGAGCUUCUCGAGCAUGUCCCUCUAUGCUCUGACGGUGAAGCAGCCGUCGGCUACACAAGAUGCUAUUUCUGGCGACUUCCUUGGAAAUGGCAAGCAGCAGAUCCUCACAGCGAACGGCUCACGUCUAGCUAUCCUCGAGGUCUCACGGCGACAGAAGGGCUUCCAAGAGCUCUACUCCCAGGACGUGUUUGGCAUUGUGCGUGGCAUAGCCAAGUUCCGGAUCGCGGGCGGUACCAAGGACCACAUUGUCAUAACCACCGACUCGGGACGGUUAGUCACCUACGAGUACCUUCCUGAGGAGCGCUUGUUUAAAACGGUGCACUUUGAGACUUAUGGCAAGUCUGGCAUACGCCGCGUAGUCCCUGGCGAGUAUCUGGCAGCCGACCCGAAAGGGCGCGCUAUCAUGAUAGCGUCGACGGAGAAAAACAAGCUGGUCUACAUUCUCACCCGAAGCGGCCAGACGGACAUUGCCAUUUCUUCACCAUUAGAAGCGCACAAGCCACAGACGCUGGUUUACUGUCUCAUUGGCCUCGACGUAGGAUACGACAACCCCAUGUUUGCUACGCUUGAGGUAGACUAUUCCAACUCGGAAUCCGAUCCAAGUGGAGAAGCCUACGAUGAGCUGAAGAAGGAGCUCGUUUACUAUGAGCUGGAUCUCGGUCUCAACCACAUCGUGCGAAAGUGGUCUGAGCCGGUUGAUCGCACAGCCAAUACGCUUUUUCGGGUGCCAGGAGGUCCCACUGCGCCUAGUGGCGUGCUCUGCUGCGGAGAGGACAAUAUCACAUACCGCCGCAUUUUCAAUAAUAAAUCCAGCGUGCAUCGACUUGCGAUACCGCGCCGUGAGGGGGCGACUGAAGACCCCAACCGGAAGCGAAUCAUCGUCGCCGGUACACUGUACUCGCUCAAAGGUGGCGACUUCUUCUACCUCCUGCAAACGGAUGACGGCGACGUUUUCAAGCUUACUGUUGAGGCCCCAAGUGGCACGGUGGACAAGAUCAAGAUCAAGUACUUCGACACAAUACCGAUUUGCACAAGCAUAUGCAUCCUUCGUGCAGGCUUCGUAUAUGCCGCAUGCGAAUCCGGGGACCGGAUACUGUAUGAGUUGGAAUCUUUGGGUGAUGAGACAGAGGAUCCUCUCUUCGAGAGCGAUCAGUUCCCUGUUGACCCCGCGGCCACUUUCGCCCCUCCAUUCUUUCGUCCAAGACCCUUGACCAAUCUCACCGCGGUAGAGACCAUGCCUAGUCUGAACCCAAUCAUGGGCAUGGAAGUUGCCAACCCUGCGCUGGAGGAUGCGCCGCAGGUUUACACGAUCAACGGUACUGGCGGCCGAAGCUCUUUCCGCACCACAAGAAACGCCUUAGAAGUUUUGGAUCUCAUCGAGUCACCGUUGCCGCAGAAUGCUUCCGAUGUGUGGACGACGAAGCUGACCAUUGAAGACGAGACUGACACGCUCAUUGUCCUCUGUCUGCACAGCAGAACCCUUGUUCUGAAAAUUGGAGAUGAUGUCGAGGAAGCGUCAAACACGGGUUUCUUGCCAGACACCAACACACUCGGAGUCCAGCAGUUCGGUGAAGACUGCAUCAUUCAAAUACACCCCAAGGGCAUCCGUCAUAUCCAGGGCAUCCAGUUCCCGAAUGAUGACGCGAGCGCAACACACGCUAGUCUUACAGAUUGGCAGCCUCCCGCACAUCGAACGAUUGUGGCUUGCGCUACCAACAACCGACAAGUUGCCAUCGCGCUGAGUUCAGGCCAGAUCCUGUACUUUGAAUGUGAUUCAGAUGGCUCACUUGCUAUGGCUGAAGAGGAGAUCGCUUUGGAUAGCACGAUCAACUGCCUCGCGAUGCCUGAUGUGCCUGAUGGCAGUGUGCGGGCUUUCUUUUUGGCUGUUGGCUGCAGCGACCAGACCGUCAGGAUAUUCAACUUGAGUCCCGACAUGGAGGGCAACAUUCUGAGGAGCAUUUCCGUCCAAGCCCUCACGUCACCACCUAGCGAUCUCAUCAUCAAUGUCAUGACGGACAAGUCACCGCGCGGGUACAGCCAAUUCCUCCAUAUUGGUUUGCGAAGUGGAGUGUACAUCCGAUCAGUGCUGGACGAGAUGACUGGCGAUAUCGGAGACACCCGGAGACGUUUCCUUGGUCCGGAGCCCAUUAAAUUCGCAAAGGUGACUGUUGCCGGUGAACCUGCCAUUCUCGCCAUGACAUCCAGGCCAUGGCUUGGCUACACGCAUCCACGCACCGGUGUGCUACAGCUGACACCGCUGAACUACAUCGCUUUCAAAUCCGCAUGGAACUUCGAAGGCUCACAGUUCAAGGGAAUUAUCUGUGUGAGCGCUAAUGAGUUACGAAUCUUCACAUUCAACGACCUCACGGACAACACGACUUACGAAAACAUACCGUUGAAGUACACCCCAAGAAAGAUGGUAGGGUACCAUGAUCAGGGUGUCUUCUACGUCAUUGAGAGCGAAAACAACACGCUCAACGCCGACACGAGAGAAAAACUGAUCGCGGAAUCGAGCACCAAAGACUCAAACGGUACCGGCAGCUCUAUGGAGGUUGCGCAAACAAAUGGCGAAUCGGCGAACGGCACACACGAAAGCGAAGAACUGCCCCCGGUCGAAUUUGGCUACCCCCGGGCGAAGGGCAGCUGGGCGUCAUGCAUCCAGGUGGUUGACCCGGUGAGCGAGAAGGCUGUCACGCACACUGUGGAGCUCAAAACGAAUCACUCCCUUGUCAGCGCUGCCCUUGUCUUCUUCGAAAGCCGGGGCGAAGAAGCCUUCCUCGCUGUGGGCACUGCUAAAGACUUGAGCUUCAAUCCAUACAAGUUCUCCGCCGCAUCGAUACAAGUGUAUAAGAUCUCUCCAAACGGGCGUGAGCUUGAGUUCUUCCACGAGACCGAAGUCAGCGAGCCUCCUCUAGCGCUACUCGGUUUCAAGGGCAAGCUUAUUGCUGGCGUUGGUCGACACCUCUGCCUUUAUGACUGCGGUAUGCGCUCCGUUCUUCGCAAAGCGCAAGCCCCGAAUUGCGUCACGACACGGAUUACGGACAUUAAAACCCAGGGAAGCCGUCUUGUUGUCUCUGAUCAGGCGCAGUCUGUCACAUACGUAGUGCACAAGGACCAGGUUCAUCCCAACCGUCUGAUUCCUUUUGUCGAUGAUACUAUUGCUCGACACACGUCUGCCUCGGAAAUGCUGGACUACGACACAACAGUCGGUGGCGACAAGUUUGGCAACAUAUGGCUAGUCCGGUGUCCGCAGAAAGUCUCUGAGUCGUCCGAUGAAUCACCCGACGGCUCUGAUCUGCUUGUCGACAAGAGCUAUCUUGGCGGUACCGCCAACCGCCUCGACCUCGUCGCACACUACUUUGCAAACGACAUCCCAAUCUCCAUACAGAAGACCGUCCUACUGUCCGGUGGUGAGCGUGUGAUAUUCUGGGCUGGUCUUCAAGGCACACUGGGCGCGCUCAUCCCCUUCAACUCACGCCGCCAGCACAAGAUGUUCCAACAGCUGGAGCUUCAAUUACGAACGGAUGACAAACCUCUUUCGGGACGAGAUCAUUUGGCGUACCGCAGUUAUUACGCACCGGUCAAGAGCGUGAUCGACGGUGAUCUUAUUGAGCGAUUUCUUGUCCUGUCGAGAGAUAAGAGAGAGGGCAUCGUGGCGCAGUUGACGGGUGCGGAGUGGACACCUAGCAUGAUUGAUGAGGCGAUUUGGAAUAUGAGGGGUCUUUACGCCUUCUAG
Molecule: messenger RNA, 3741 nt
Organism: Cucurbitaria berberidis CBS 394.84
Lineage: Eukaryota; Fungi; Ascomycota; Dothideomycetes; Pleosporales; Cucurbitariaceae
Exons: 3
Coding region: 1-3741 (1246 amino acids)
Biological process (GO): mRNA splicing, via spliceosome
Cellular component (GO): nucleus; U2 snRNP
Molecular function (GO): protein binding; U2 snRNA binding
Source: RefSeq, a predicted model, not a curated record